AUGUCCACGACCGAGGAAGUUCACAUACAAAAAAGUUUAAGUUGGUAUUUGGAUGAGGAACCGGUCCCGGAAGGCGCUACAAGUCUGUUGAGAGUUUUAACACAUGAAAUAGGUCACGUCCUUGGUAUAGCGCAUUCUACAAACUACGAAUCUAUAAUGUACCCGUCUUUGGUGUUUGAAAACACAACGAAACUAUCGCAAGAUGAUAUAUUGGCAAUUCAAGAGUUAUACGGUUCCAAACCGGCAGUGAGAACUACGGUGAGAACCAUGAAGACAACAAAAACGAUGCCUACAACAACCACGAAGACAACGACAACUGUCCCAACGCCGAACACGCAAGGAAUCAAUUUAAAAGUUCCAAAAUUAUGUGAUUUAAAUUCUAAGAUGUCAAAUACCUCGUUUCUAAUUGUGAAUAAUAAGCUCUAUUUGUUUUAUAAAAAGUACGUGUGGAUGUUAAAUUUAAACACUAGGAAAAUUCAAGAUACACCGCUUGUAAUAACUGAUUGGUUAACAUUUUUACAUAAACCUUUUGAAAAAAUAUCGGGUAUUUAUCAAAAACCAGAUAACGAAGUUGUAUUAUUCAGUGAAAGUAUGAUUUAUAUUUUCGAAUACGCCUCGUUUAGGUUGCUUAAACGCGAGCAUUAUAAUGUUCUUAUGAAGAAUUAUCCAGCCGUACGAGGUGUCGUCAAUUCGUACCGUGGUAAAACGUACUGA
Molecule: messenger RNA, 714 nt
Organism: Sitophilus oryzae (rice weevil)
Lineage: Eukaryota; Metazoa; Arthropoda; Insecta; Coleoptera; Curculionidae
Product: hatching enzyme-like
Exons: 1
Coding region: 1-714 (237 amino acids)
Biological process (GO): extracellular matrix organization; proteolysis; collagen catabolic process
Cellular component (GO): extracellular matrix
Molecular function (GO): zinc ion binding; metalloendopeptidase activity
Source: RefSeq, a predicted model, not a curated record